GUUCGCGCCCCGCCCCGCUCCUCCCACGGUGGCCGUGAGACUCCGCGACCCCGGCUUCUGGGCCGGCCUCCACGGCGAGGUCCCCGGGCUCCUGGACUGGGACAUGGGCAACGAGUGCUUCCUCUCCUUCACCACGUCGCACCUGCCCAUGGCCGAGCAGAUCCUUGCCAAAUAUAGACUCCGAAUAGUUCAUCCACCUGUAUUGCCUCUGAAAAGGAAGCCCAACCCUGACGGGGAUGCUCCAGAGAUUGAGCCCAACCUGUGGAUGUGGGUGAACCCCAACAUCGUGUACCCUCCGGGCAAGCUGGAAGUCAGAGACCCCACGAGGACUGCAGAUGUGACAAGCAAGCCUUCCUGCCCUCCGCCAUCCCUAGAAGAGCAAGAUGCCAGCAGCUCAGAGGGCACCGGGGUGGAAUCACCGCUGCCUUCCUGCAGUGAGCAGCCGCCCCCCGAGAAGCGGAAGCGGUUCGCCUCUUCCCCUGGUGACAGGGAGCUCACAGAAGAGGAGGAGGCCGAGGACCAGGAUGACAGCUCCUCUGUGGCUCUCCUGCCCCCUCUCACAAGGGCCUCCCUCCAGAGUCGGAGGCUGCAACAAACCGUCAGCCUGGAGGGGAGGCUCUGGUCCCGGCCCCCUCUCAAUUACUUCCACCUAAUUGCCCUGGCACUAAGCAACAGUCCCCCCUCUGGCCUCAACGUGCAGCAGAUCUACAGUUUCACUCGAUGGCACUUCCCCUUUUUCCGGACGGCUCCAGAAGGCUGGAAGAAUACUAUCCGUCACAAUCUCUGUUUCCGCGACAGCUUUCAGAAAGUGCCGGUCAGUAUGCAGGGGGAGGCCAGCCCCCGACCUCGAUCCUGCCUCUGGAAGUUGACUGAGGAGGGACGCCGCCGCUUUGCGGAGGAGGCCCGCGCCUUGGUUUCCACUCAGCUGGAGAGUAUCCAGCAGUGCAUGAGCCAGCCAGAUUUGAUGCCCUUCCUCUUCCGACCAUGAGGAGCAAGAGUCAUCGGCUGUGUCUUAUUAAAGUUCCCGACAGCAGCCUCUGCGUGUGUGUUUGUGUGUGCUGUGUGUGUGAGAGUCUCAGGAUGGGCUCAGGGCAGGAGUGUAGUUCAGCUCCAGUGUGGAAAUGGGGGCCCUCAGAGCCGUGGGCGGCUCCCAAGGUAACAGGGCCGGCGCUGGUGGCAGCUGGGAGAGCCUGUGCCCUUCGUUCUUCAGGCUCCUGGAGCAGCUUCCGCGCUCCUGGGUUGUGAAGAUUAUCUGAGGAGAUGCUAGCUCAUAGUCAGCAGUGCCACUCAUUUACCUUCAGCACCCUUUAAGAGGCUGCCGUGGACCCAGCUAGGCUCGGCAGACAGGCGCCGGGAGGACCCUUGGUCACGGCAGAGAGGAGGCACUGUGGAAGGCCUGCAGUUCAGGGAGCUGCAGCCUUCAGUACUUGGGUGGUGCUAGGGAUUGAACCCAGAGCCUCGGACCCGCUGAGCGUACUCCAGCACGGAGCUGUAUCUCCAGCCCUGCUUGAUCUUUGUGUGUGUUUUGUUUCCUUGGUUGGUUUUUAUAGUGCUAGAGGUCAAACCCGGGGCCUUGUGUGUUGCUUGAUUUUGUGUAUAUUUGAAAAUUUCAGUCAGAAACUGUACAAUACUGUAAUGAACACCAACAUCUGU
Molecule: messenger RNA, 1653 nt
Organism: Chinchilla lanigera (long-tailed chinchilla)
Lineage: Eukaryota; Metazoa; Chordata; Mammalia; Rodentia; Chinchillidae
Gene: Foxr1
Product: forkhead box R1
Exons: 6
Coding region: 104-988 (294 amino acids)
Biological process (GO): regulation of DNA-templated transcription
Cellular component (GO): nucleus
Molecular function (GO): sequence-specific double-stranded DNA binding; DNA-binding transcription factor activity
Source: RefSeq, a predicted model, not a curated record